CACCAUGUUCUCCGCAUCGCGCACCUCUCUCCGCUCGCAAUGAUGUCGCCCGUCGCCGACACACCAUGGCCUCACAUUUCCUUCCGCGGGCGGUCUUCCCGACCCUCGACUCGCUCCCGCGCUCCUACUUCCUCGGCCACCACCGCGCCGGUCUCACCAAGAUGAAAACACUCCUCUCGAGCAUCGACUUGAUUAUAGAAUGCCGCGACUACCGAGUCCCCCUGACCUCGCGCAACCCACUCUUCGAAGAAAGCCUUGCUGGGCGGGAGCGUCUCAUCAUAUAUACCAAGAAGGAUCUGGGAAGACAAGGAACCGCCGCAGAUGCUCAGAAUGAGCAGAUUAUCCGCCAAUGGCAUGCGCCUGCGAAAGUCUACUUCUCCGAUCACAGGGACAAAACCGAUGUGCGCCGAGUCCUAAAGUUCGCAAAAGAAUACGCGGACCACGCUGUAUCAUUGGUCGGCUUUCGCAUGAUGAUCGUCGGCAUGCCUAACGUUGGCAAGUCUUCCCUCCUCAAUGCUCUCCGCUUGGUGGGUGUUGGUAAAGGCAAGGCUGCGCACACGGGUGCGCAGCCGGGCGUCACGCGCAAGAUUGGUUCUGGUGUCAAGAUUAUCAUGGGCGAGGCAGGCACUGAAGGCGUAUACCUGGUCGACACACCUGGUGUGUUUGUGCCUUACAUGCCAAAUGCCGAGUCUAUGCUCAAGCUUGCCCUUUGCGGCAGUGUCAAGGAUACCAUCAUUCCCCCGACUACACUGGCAGACUACCUGUUGUUCCACAUCAACAAGAUUGACCCUACACUAUACGCCGAGUACCACGAACCCACAAAUGAGGUUAUACCACUGUUAGAGGCUAUUGCGCGGAAGACCGGAAGAUUGGGUGCAGGCGCAGUGCCUGAUACCGAAGCGGCGGCUCUUUGGAUGAUACAGAGAUGGCGGACCGGCCACAUUGGGCACUUCAUCUUAGAUGAAGUAUCUCCGCAAGCACUGCAACAGCACAAAGCUACCUUGAACGCACAAGCGCCGAGUAUGAACCAGGCCAUCAAGGUCGAGAAGGAACGGAGAAGAGUUGAAGCGAGACGUAUCCGAUCCUUGUAAUGCUGACAGAUUAAAAUAAGUACGAAUGUAAUGGGCAUAAAUUCACCG
Messenger RNA from Aplosporella prunicola CBS 121167, 1139 nucleotides. RefSeq lists its product as uncharacterized. NCBI's taxonomy places the organism in Eukaryota, Fungi, Ascomycota, Dothideomycetes, Botryosphaeriales, Aplosporellaceae. The transcript has 2 exons. Bases 66 to 1091 code for a protein of 341 amino acids. Gene Ontology annotation, cellular component: mitochondrion. The record is from RefSeq and is a predicted model, not a curated record. Gene Ontology annotation, molecular function: GTP binding; GTPase activity.